AUGACCGACAUCCAUAAGCAAAUCAACUUAUUGGAGUCACGUGAUAGCAAGGUUUCUGAUGACGCCCGACAAGCACUAUCACUUCAAAUCAACUUAGGCAAUGGAAUCUCUCAGCUCGUUCAUUAUUAUGGCAGAACUCAUUCCAAUCGAGCUCUUGAUCUUCUUUCAAAGAUUAGAGAGCCUCACGAUAAGACUUUCUUGGAUUCGCUCUCAGAUACCAUCAAAGAAAGAAGGAUUAUGGCAACAUUGGAUUUGCUAGGACAAAUAGUACAGACUGCACCCAGCUGGACGCCAAAGAUUGCUCUUCAUCCUGUAUUCAAAGCAAUUUUACAGCAUAGCGUAGCAACUAAAGAGUUGGAUGAGUGCAUUGGUGGACUUCUAUUCGUGACUGCCCUUCUGCCACAUUGUUCAUCGUUGCCAUUGGAUGUCCUCAAUGCAAUAUUCCACGCGUUUACGGAGGGUUGCCAAACUUAUCGAAUUAAGGUGCGUAAUUUCGCAUAG
Messenger RNA from Strongylus vulgaris, 501 nucleotides. NCBI's taxonomy places the organism in Eukaryota, Metazoa, Nematoda, Chromadorea, Rhabditida, Strongylidae. The record is from the annotation of a GenBank genome assembly.